AUGACACCUGAAUUGCUAUUCGCCUUGCUGUACACAAUGAUGGUCGCAGGCAAACGGGUAAAAUGUCCGCCACCGCCACGCUCGUUGAGCGAGGGUCAAAUUGUACAAGCUCUAUUCAACAACUACACAAAAAUGCUUCCUGAAGGUGACAGUGCCGUCGAGGUUCAAAUAGAAAUGCAUGUCCAGGAUAUGGGUUCUUUGAACGAGAUUACAUCAGACUUUGAAAUCGACAUCCUAUUCACACAACUAUGGAGGGAUGAGUCGCUGUCAUUUGCUCACAUGUUAGCUUGUAAAAGGCCACGUAUGUUGCAACGGAUCUGGACGCCAAAUACCUGUUUGAUUAACUCGAAGAGGACGAUGAUCCACGCGUCGCCCAGUGAGAAUGUGAUGCUGAUCCUUUACGAG
Messenger RNA from Ostertagia ostertagi, 405 nucleotides. Lineage: Eukaryota; Metazoa; Nematoda; Chromadorea; Rhabditida; Trichostrongylidae. The record is from the annotation of a GenBank genome assembly.